This is a messenger RNA of Morchella importuna, 2187 nucleotides long. RefSeq lists its product as uncharacterized. The coding region runs from base 1 to 2187 and encodes 728 amino acids. The record is from RefSeq and is a predicted model, not a curated record. The transcript has 5 exons. NCBI's taxonomy places the organism in Eukaryota, Fungi, Ascomycota, Pezizomycetes, Pezizales, Morchellaceae.
AUGUCCACCCCCGCCGCCCCCAAGACCCCUGCCACCAAGACCCCCGACCCCAUCCAGGAAACCUUCGACAAGGAUAUCAAGCCCCUCGCGCAGAUCAUUAUGCUCGACGCCGCCCACGGUGACAGCAACAUCAUCGACAUUUGCAUCAAGGAUCUCAAGGGCGACGGCACCUACGAACCUGACUCUUGGCGGCGCUUCCUGAUUGAUAGCGGGCCAGGCUAUAAGGCUAUUAGGGAGAACCUCAUCCGGGUGCUUAAGAGCUACAAGCACCCAAAGGUCGGAGGGGGGCAUGCGCCGCUGGAGGUUCCAACUGUGGAGAUGGUUCAGUUUACGCAUACGGAUGAUGAUCAUUGCGGGGGAGGCAAGGAGCUCUUUGAGGCAUUGGAAACUGAUCUAGCCUUGCGAGAACACUUUUCGAACACCGUUGUUGCAUUCCAUCGCCCGCCGAAGCAGCACCCAGACUGGAAGAUCACGUUCGCCCCAGUACCCACAAACAUAAACAAGCCCUACACGGUGACAUGCCAGGCGUUAGGCUGGCAUGACAAGCGCCUCGACCUUGAAAAGUCAAACGUCUACCUUCGAUACAGCUUCAGCAUCAACAACAAGGCCCGCAUAGAGUACGACACCCCCACAGUGCCGAUCACAGUCGAGCAGCUCGCCGGCACGGAGCUCAGCGUCAACUGCAACGUGACCUUGCACAGACGUCAUAUCGGGCACAACACGACCCACCUGGCCCCAUACACGAUGCGCGCCGCUCACAAGGAGAUCUUCACCGCUAAUAGCCGUUUCCCCAUCCAUGUCGACGAGAAAACCCAGAAGCGGGUGGUUACGUUGGGCUCGAAGCGCGCCACCUCAACACCCAAGCUAGAAAUUGUAGAGAACAAGGACGUGCCGGACGGGGAGAGAAGGAGGGCAAGCCAGAUGUACUAUCGCGUCAUGGAGGGGCUGGAGAAGGUUGUCGAGCUGGACAGGAGACGUCUUAAGGGCACUAGAGUAGGUACCCGGCGUAGGACGGCCAUGGUUACGGCGCCCACGGUUACGCCUCCCAAGGUUACGCCCCUCCUCAAGUCGGAGGACAUAUGGGUUCCAAAGCAGAACGAAACGGUAACCUACGGCCUCGCAACCAUGGAGAUUGUCGGCCCGACACCCACAAUCCACCACGAGCUCAUCGGCGACAUAAUGCGGGUCGAGUACGAUCAAGGCGUGGUAAAUACCCCCCCACAACCUGGCAAAAAGCCCAGACCGAACACACCGCCACCCACAAACAACACACCGCCCACAGACAACCCAACGCCCACAGACAACUCAACGUCCACAAACAACACAAAGCCUAAAAAAAACACAAAGCCCAAAAAAACCCCACCGGCCAAAAAAAACCCAACGCCCAAGGCGGGCACAAAGCCCAAGAGGGAAGCCCCCUACCCUCCGCUCGCCCUGGAAAAGGACAGUGUCCUCCACAACAUGGCCAGCAUCGUCACCCUUUUCCGGCGCUGGGCCGACACCGCCACCGCCACAGCUAAGAUCCCCACUGCCCCCCCGGUCCUCAGCAUGCUCUUCACCGGCGACGCCCACGACAGGGAAUGCCAGGUCCGCGACACGGUCGCCAACUUUGCGGGCCCCGUUCCCCCUCGCUUCGUCAACGUGCUCAAAAUACCGCACCACGGCUCCCUCUGCUCCACCUCCGUCGAGUUCUACAACCGAAUCACCGCAGACGUCUAUCUCGUGUGUGCGCAACAGAACAACAACGGACUGCCCAGUCUGCGCAUCCUCGAGGCCAUCGUCAGCGGCACCACCGUACAGGGCGGCGGCCGUCACGCAAGCAUCUUCUUCUCCAACCCGGACAGCCUGUGGAACAUCACCAGCGCACAACACAAAGAGCCCAUGCCGUCGAACCUCAACACCCUGCUCUCCGGCAACAAGAAGCCCGGGACGCUGGUCGGCCAGGCGGGCAAGUACGACUACACGUGCUACAUCCUGAAGCAUCGCACCGGGAAGAAAAAGACGUGGACCAAGGACACCAAUUCGGUUAACAAGAACGCAGGGAUAAUACUCCUUGGCCUCGACACGGCGGGGAAGAUCGUGGUCAAGGCGGACUCAAAGUGGUGGGACAAAUGGGACGAGCAGAGGAUUAGGAAGCCUAAGACGCCCGCGGAUGAUUUGGAGGAGUAUAGAAAGUCGAGGAAGUAG